This is a messenger RNA of Cladophialophora immunda, 2260 nucleotides long. RefSeq lists its product as uncharacterized. Gene Ontology annotation, molecular function: catalase activity; heme binding. Gene Ontology annotation, biological process: response to hydrogen peroxide; hydrogen peroxide catabolic process. The transcript has 3 exons. Lineage: Eukaryota; Fungi; Ascomycota; Eurotiomycetes; Chaetothyriales; Herpotrichiellaceae. The coding region runs from base 426 to 1994 and encodes 522 amino acids. Gene Ontology annotation, cellular component: peroxisome; cytoplasm; mitochondrion. The record is from RefSeq and is a predicted model, not a curated record.
CGAACACCUCCCUCACCUGCCCUGCCCAUGUCAGCGCGGGCGACCCCUCGAAGGCCCGUGCUCCAGCAUGCUCCUCUCGCAUUGAGCGGCAGGCUCGGAUGUUGAGUUUCUGCGUGCCCUGGAUUGAAGGCCCUGGGUCUGUCGGCCUGAUGGAACGCGUCGUAACACACAGCAAAUCGAGUGCGAGCUGUUGACAAGCAGCUCUCGAAUCGGAAUGUCUCGAGUUCCACGCGCAGGUCAAAGAGCUGGGGUGACAAAUCUUCCGGGGCCUCUUUUGCGCAGUGUAUCGAGAUGGUGUCGCGUCAUGGUCCUCGUUGGUUUGCGCAGGGAUCGGGGGGAUAUAUAUACACGACUGCAGGCCACCACGACAUCAGCACAUCUGGAGAAGUCGAUGCUAGUGUGAUACCAAGUCCACUCAAGCAAGCAUGUCUGAGCCUCACUAUACCCUCGCCGAGGGCGUCCCCCUGCCUCGCAACGACAUCAUCGAGCAGCUGUCGACGGGAUCGGGAGGUGGCUAUGUCCUUUUGACCAGCACCCAGCUGCUGGAGAACCUGGCACACUUCUCUCGCGAGCGGAUUCCUGAACGAACCGUCCAUGCCAAAGCCGCCGGGGCCAGGGGCCAUUUCGAAGUGACCGACGACGUCUCGGACGUGACGGAUGCAGACUUCCUCAACGGCAUCGGCAAGAAGACUGAAGUGCUGAUGCGCAUCUCGACCGUCGGCCCUGCUCGAGGCUCUGCCGACACGGUGCGUGAUUUCCGCGGGUUUGCCAUCAAGUUCAAGACGAACGAGGGCAAUCAGGACUGGGUCUUUAACAACCAGCCCGUCUUCUUCGUCCGCGACCCCAUGAAGUUUCCCUCGUUGAAUCGAAGCCACAAGCCGCACCCGCGCACCAAUGCCUCGGACGCCAGCAUGUUCUGGGACUUCCACGUCAACAACCAGGAGAGCAUCCACGCCCUGAUGUUCCUGUUUGGGGACCGCGGGCUGCCGUCGUCGGUGCGCCACGUCAACGGCUACAGCGGCAACACGUACAAGUUCACCAAGGACAACGGGGCCUCGUACGUCUACACGCGCAUCACCUUCAAGACGGUGCAGGGGAUCCAUUACUACACCAACGCCGAGGGCGCCGACAUCGCCGGCAAGGACCCGGACGCGCAUCUGCUCGACCUGCAGAACGCCAUCGACAAGGGCGACUUCCCGCAGUGGGACGUGUACAUCCAGGUGAUCCGGCCCGAGGAGGUGGCCGCGGCGCCCAUCAACAUCUUCGACAUGACCAAGGUGUGGCCCAAGGGGCGGUACCCGCUGCGCAAGAUGGGCCGGGUGACGCUGGACACGAACCCGCUGAACUGGUUCGCCGAGAUCGAGCAGGCCGCCUUCAGCCCCAGCAACAUGGUGCCGGGCAUCGCAGCCUCGCCGGACCCGAUGCUCCAGGCCCGCAUGUUCGCGUACCCGGACGCCGCCCGCUACCGGCUGGGCGUCAACUACCAGUUCCUGCCGACCAACGCCGCCCGGGGCCCCGUCUACUGCCCGAUCGAGCGUGACGGCUUCAUGAACUUCACGACCAACUACGGCGCCGACCCCAACUACCUGGGCACCCGGCUCAAGCCCGUCCGCUUCUCGAACCGCACCAGCGCCGCCGCCGUCGCCAGCACCGACUUCGCCACUGUCCAGGAGCUGAAGCGGCUCAGCCUGGGCAGCGCCGACGAGGUCCAGCUGGCCCACCCCGUCGCGGCCUUCACCCAGGUCGACGACCACCGGGACUUUGAGCAGGCCACCGCCCUGUGGAAGAUCAUGGAGAAGCAGGAGGGCGCGCAGGCCCGGUUUGUCGACAACGUCGCCGCGCACGUCAGUGGCGUGGGCGAGAAGUGGUUGAGGGAGGCUGCCUACGCCAUGUUCGCCAAGGUCGACAAGCAACUGAGCGAGAAGAUCCAGAAGGUCACCGAGACCAAGAUCCAGAACGACCACAAGCACCCGCACAAGUCUGCCUGGCAUUGAGCGUGAGCGUGAGCGUAAGCGUCAGCUUAGCUGGUGCGGGCACAGAGGUUGAUCCUCCAGGCACAAACUCAGGACCUGGGACCGAAGAUUGAUUGAGCUCUGUAUACGCUGCCAGCCCUAAAAGCCAAAGCGAACCUAGGUACCUACUUACCUGCUUGUAGGGGACUGUUUCUAGUUCUCCAAGUAACUACGUAGUAACGUACGUUUGUAAGUAUGUGGUAAAGCCCCCCACUUCACAGACGAAUGCAAUGAAAAUAAUAAUCCUA